ACUCUCAAGAAAGUGAGUAAUUUUCAGACGGAGAAAGACAGGAAACUAUUUUCAGUGAAAAUUCGUAAAUUAUUUAUUUAGAUUGCUGAUUUAAUAAAAAAUUUUCAAGAGUGUCACAAAUACAAUAAAUAAACGACUUUGGUAUUAACUGAAAACUGCAAAAGCCACCAUCUCCAGCAUGGAUCGCAAAGCUGAACUGGAACGUAAAAAAGCCAAAUUGGCAGCUCUUCGCGAAGAGAAGGAUCGUCGUAGGCGUGAAAAAGAGAUGAAGGACAUGGAAGAGGCUGCUGGACGUAUCGGUGGAGGGGUUGGCAUCGACAAGGAUCAAAGGAAAGAUUUAGAUGAGAUGUUGUCUUCAUUGGGAGUUGCGCCCGUAUCAGAGGUAUUAUCUUCAUUAUCAUCUGUAAAUUCACUCACGUCGGACAACUCCAACACUCAAACACCAGAUGCCAGUCUGCAAGCAAAUAUGAAUGGUGUCGGAGGUGGUAAGAAGCAGCCCCUAAACUUAAGCGUGUACAACGUGCAGGCAACCAACAUUCCACCUAAAGAAACGAUGGUAUACUCAAAACAAACACAAACUACUAGUACUGGAGGGCACGAACGUGAUGUUCUUUCUUGCCACUCCUCACCUCUAUCAGGAUACAUGGAGGAUUGGUGGAGACCACGCAAAGCUCAUGCUACGGAUUAUUAUGACGAAUACAAUCUAAAUCCGGGUUUAGAGUGGGAGGAUGAGUUCACAGGAGAUGACGAAGAGAGCUCUCUACCACAUCUGGAUCAUGGUUUCACCUCGAAGUUGCCACCCGGCUACUUGACACAUGGUUUGCCUACGGUCAAGGAUGUGGCACCCGCCAUCACGCCAUUGGAGCAAAAGAAGGAGCAGGAGGAGAAAAAAGAGAUUAAGGAACUUUCGGAGGAGCAAAAACAGAUGAUCAUACUUUCCGAGGACUUCCAACGUUUUGUGCUACGCGCAGGUCGUGUUGUUGAACGUGCGCUCUCCGAGAAUGUUGACAUUUAUACGGAUUAUAUUGGCGCUGGCGAUAAUGAAGACAACAAUGAUGAGCGCUCACAUGCUCGCCUCUCGUUGAAUCGCAUUUUCUACGAUGAACGUUGGUCGAAAAAUCGUUGCAUCACCUGUAUGGAUUGGUCUACACAUUUUCCGGAAUUGGUGGCCGCUUCAUAUCACAAUAACGAGGAGAGUCCUAACGAACCCGAUGGCGUUGUUAUGGUUUGGAAUACUAAAUUUAAAAAGCAAACGCCUGAAGAUAUUUUCCAUUGUCAAAGCGCCGUCAUGUCGACGUGUUUUGCUAAAUUCAAUCCUAAUCUGAUAUUAGGUGGUACAUAUUCGGGACAAAUUGUGCUAUGGGAUAAUCGUGUGCAAAAACGUACACCAAUGCAACGCACACCAUUGAGCGCUGCUGCACACACUCACCCGGUGUAUUGUUUGCAGGUGGUUGGCUCACAAAAUGCUCACAAUGUUAUCUCGAUCUCUUCGGAUGGCAAAUUGUGCUCUUGGAGUUUGGAUAUGUUGUCGCAUCCUCAAGACACUUUGGAGUUACAACAGCAGCGUCCAUCGAAAUCGAUUGCAGUUACUUGUAUGGCUUUUCCGGCGAAUGAAAUUAAUAAUUUGGUGAUGGGCAGUGAGGAUGGUUACGUCUACUCAGCUUGUCGUCAUGGUUCACGCACUGGCGUAAAUGAUGUCUUCGAAAAGCACUUGGGCCCAGUAACAGGAAUCUCUACACACUACAAUCAAUCGUCACCUGACUUUGGCCAUCUUUUCUUAACUUCCUCUAUUGAUUGGACUAUUAAGUUGUGGUCUCUGAAGGACACUAAACCUCUGUAUUCCUUUGAAGAUAACUCUGAUUACGUCAUGGAUGUCGCAUGGUCGCCCAUUCAUCCUGCACUUUUUGCUGCUGUCGAUGGUAGUGGUCGCCUUGAUUUGUGGAAUCUUAAUCAGGAUACCGAAGUACCCACAGCAUCAGUUUUGGUUGAAGGUGCGCCAGCACUUAAUCGUGUCUCGUGGACUCCGUCAGGUCUGCAUGUGACCAUCGGCGACGAUACGGGCAAACUGUAUGUUUACGAUGUCACUGAUCACCUGGCGCAGCCAUCACGUGAUGAAUGGUCGCGUUUUAAUGCGACACUCAAUGAGCUCAAAAUGAAUCAAAGCGAUGAUGUUUAAAUCAAAUGCGCAUUCGCAAUUAAACGAUAAUUUAAUUUAAAAAGACUUCAUUGAUAUUCUACAACUAUGGCAACUUAAUAUAAAGAAACAGGAAUAAGCACUCCACUGUGUUUGAAAGCCUCAGCUGCAAUGUCAAAGGCAAAAUCGUUAGUAAUUCAUUAGAUGAGCAAAUAUAAUUUGUAUUUUGUACAACUCUAAGUUAAAAGGUUUUAUAUUGUAUAAACUUAAAACAUCAAAGGCCUAUUUUGUUUCUAAUUGUAAGAUGCUCGCACUGUUAUGAAAAUAAGAAGUGCUGGAUGCAACUUGCGCUAAGUAUUAAUUGACUUAAUUUUUCUACUGUUUCAAUAAAAUUGUGCUUUAGGGCAAGCACCCUCUAUUAGUAUUCUCAAAUUUAAAUAAAUCUUUAUUCGAUUCUGUUAAAUCUUCUAUAUGUAUUUAUUUAUGUUACUACAAGUAUUUUGCUUUGUUGAAAUAGGGACUGCUACUUAAAUGUCAGAAAAGUGCAGAUGUUUAUGAGUAGGUGUAUGUGCUGCUUGUACGAGAGAUCACUAAGUGAGAACGAAGAUAAAUCUAACAACAUAAAUACUUACAUAUGUAUACAUAUAUAAAGAUUUAUUGAGAUAUAAUAAUAUAUGAAUAAUGAAACUAAAA
Molecule: messenger RNA, 2827 nt
Organism: Anastrepha obliqua
Lineage: Eukaryota; Metazoa; Arthropoda; Insecta; Diptera; Tephritidae
Product: cytoplasmic dynein 1 intermediate chain
Exons: 11
Coding region: 179-2176 (665 amino acids)
Biological process (GO): transport along microtubule
Cellular component (GO): cytoplasmic dynein complex
Molecular function (GO): dynein light chain binding; dynein heavy chain binding
Source: RefSeq, a predicted model, not a curated record